Molecule: messenger RNA, 1785 nt
Organism: Gavia stellata (red-throated loon)
Lineage: Eukaryota; Metazoa; Chordata; Aves; Gaviiformes; Gaviidae
Gene: ISM1
Product: isthmin 1
Exons: 7
Coding region: 1-1785 (594 amino acids)
Biological process (GO): negative regulation of angiogenesis
Source: RefSeq, a predicted model, not a curated record
AUGGAGCCAGGGCUGCCCGCAGAGACGCCGCCGGUCCGCGGCCCCGUCGCGGCUACCUGCCGCCCCCCGCCGCAGCCGGGCAGCGCCGGGAUUUUCGCCGCCGCCGCCGCGGCGUCCCGCCCCGACGUGGCUCCGCUGUGGUGUGGCGGCCCCCGCUGCUGCUGCUGCUGCUGCUGCCGCCGCUGCCCCGCGCCCGCCGCCCGCCCCGCUGACGCCGAGAGCGGCGCGGUCCCCGCCGCCCGUCCUGCGGCUGCCGCGGCCGGCCCCGGGGCCGGGGCCGCUCCGGCGGCGGCGGCGGCGGCCCCGGCGGCGGCGGCGGCGGCGGCUCCUCCUCCUCCUCCGCCUCCUCCACGGCCGCCGCCGCCGCGGGGCCCUAAAGCCGCCCGGCUCAAGAGGAUGGUGCGGCUGGCGGCCGAACUGCUGCUGCUGCUGGGGCUCCUCCUGCUCACCUUGCACAUCACCGUGCUGCGCGGCGGCGGCGGCGAGCCCCACGCCCCCACGGGCGCCGGCAACCACAGCCAGCGGCAGAACACACUCACUGAAGACGACCAUUCUCCUGAAGACAGCUUCACCCUGAACCCCGAGGACAGAAGAGAAUACCCUGAUCUCCAGGCUGCCCACCGGCCGUUCCCUAAGCAGCGAUUCAGGCAGGAAGCCGGGCAUACGUCCUUGCAAAGAGAUGGACCCAGAUCUUUCCUCCUGGAUCUCCCAAACUUCCCUGACCUGUCAAAAGCAGAUAUCAAUGGGCAGAACCCCAACAUUCAGGUUACCAUUGAAGUGGUGGAUGGCCCCGACACCGAGACAGACAAGGACCUGCAGAAAGAGAGCAGCAAGCCUAGCUGGCCAGUCCCAUCACCUGACUGGAGAAACUGGUGGCAAAGGUCCUCCACCUUGACUCGCAUGAGCAGCGGUGACCAGGACUACAAGUAUGACAGCACUACUGAGGACAGCAACUUCCUAAACCCUCUCGGUGGGUGGGAUAGUCAUGCACCCAGUCACCGGACAUUUGAGUCCAAGGAGCAGCCAGAGUAUGAUUAUAUUGAUGGUGAGGGAGACUGGAGCUCAUGGUCCCUUUGUAGCGUCACCUGUGGGAGCGGCAAUCAGAAGCGGACGCGGUCCUGCGGGUACGCCUGCACUGCCACUGAGUCACGGACCUGCGACAGGCCCAACUGCCCAGGGAUUGAAGAUACCUUCCGGACAGCCGCCACAGAAGUGAGCUUACUUGCAGGAAGUGAAGACUUCAACGCUACCAAACUGUUUGAAGUUGAUACUGAUAGCUGUGAAAGAUGGAUGAGCUGCAAAAGCGAGUUCUUGAAGAAAUAUAUGCACAAAGUGGUCAAUGAUCUUCCCAGCUGCCCAUGCUCCUACCCCAGAGAAGUUGCAUACAGCACUGCUGAAAUCUAUGAUCGAAUUAAGAGGAAAAACUUUCGCUGGAAAGAUGCAAGUGGUCCAAAGGAAAAACUGGAGAUCUAUAAGCCCACUGCACGAUACUGCAUCCGCUCCAUGCUCUCUUUGGAAAGCACAACACUUGCAGCACAGCACUGCUGCUAUAAUGAUAAUAUGCAGCUGAUUACCAGAGGGAAAGGGGCAGGUACGCCAAACCUCAUCAGCAUCGAAUUCUCAGCAGAACUCCAUUACAAAGUGGACAUUCUGCCUUGGAUUAUAUGCAAAGGUGACUGGAGCCGAUACAAUGAAGCACGGCCUCCAAACAACGGGCAGAAGUGUACAGAAAACCCUUCAGACGAAGACUACUACAAGCAAUUUCAAGAAGCAAGGGAAUACUGA